UAUGUUUGAAACGUGGUCGCGUAUGGCCUCAUCGUCUGGCCGUGAGAACGGUUCGAAAACAAUGUCGUUCGUUCCGAAAUUAUAGUUAAAAUCUCGUUUUUCUUUAAAUAUAUUUAUUUAAUGGUGUGCUAUUAAGAUGCGUUUAUUGGAAUAAAUGUAAAUUAAGUUACGUGACGAGUUAAAAAUUUGUAUAUAGAAUGUAAUAAAUUAUUGAUUAUAUAAAUUAUAAGAAGAUCAAUUUCAUAAUGGCAAAGAAAAAGAAGCUCAGACAAAAACGUCAACAGUCUCUUGGUGACUCGUCAGACGAAAACGAGGAUAAUAAACAAUUAGGUAAAUUCUGUGCACAUGCUACAAGAGCAGUUAAUCUGACAGCUGUGAAAAAAGUUUUGAAAAAUAUAAAACUGGAUGAAUGUCAGCAAUGUGUAAAAGAAAAGAAGACGGUUGUCAGCGAUGCAGUCGAUGAAGAUACUUGUGAUGUCAAAACAUUAUCAUUAUGUUUGCAAUGUGGAAACAUUGGCUGUAAUGAAGAGAAAAGUGGUUUUCAUUCAAAACACCAUUACUUAACGCCACAUUCUGAUUGUCAUGCUUUAAUAGUCAACACAUCUACAUGGAGUGUUUGGUGUCAUUCAUGCAAUGAUGAAAUACCUUUAGAAAAUUAUAAAGUAGUAUCUAGUGCUGUUAAUUUCAUUAAGAAGUCAGAUGCUGCUCAGUCGACUCUAACACCUGUAGUUAAACCAGUAUUAAAAAAUUACUUCAUAAUUUCUUUUCAGGGAUUGAGCAAUUUAGGAAAUACAUGCUUUUUCAAUGCUGUACUUCAAAAUCUUAUUCAAACUCCAUGGCUUUAUGAAUGGUUAGAAGAACACUGUAAAAACGGCUAUGUUUGGAGCAUAACCAUUCCUUCAACAUCUCAGACAAAUUCUACUGAAAAACUUGAUAUCACUUUACAAGAAUGCGGAGAAUUGACUCAAGCAUUUAUGUCAUUUUUGCAAAAGGUUUGCAAUAGUCAAGAUGGUGUUAUCAAUCCAAGUCAGUUAUUUGGACAAAUGUGUAAAAAAGCUCCUCAGUUUAAAGGCUAUCAGCAGCAGGACAGCCACGAGUUGCUGUGUCAUCUGUUUGAUGCUAUGAAAAAUGAGGAAAUUAGAAGGCAAAGAAAUGGAAUACUAAAUUACUUUUUUAAAACACGUGGAAAAAUUAAAAAUGCCGAUGACGAAACUAAAGCAAAAAUAAAAGCAUUAAGCCCAGUGUCUUGUCAUACGUUUGUCGACGUUAUAUUUGGUGGCCAGCUACUAAGUACAGUCAUGUGUGAAGAAUGUGGAAUGUCAUCUCAGAGAUUUGAACCAUUUUUAAAUUUAUCCCUGCCAGUUGCUGAAGAAAAACCUCUUCGACCCGGAGCACAAAAACGAAAUGCUUCAGAGAAGGCCGAUUUUGCUCGAGAAACUCACUGUAAACAAGAAGAAAAGAAACUUAGUAAACACCAAGAGACGAGAAUGAAACGACAAGCAAAAAAAUUAGCUAAAAAACAGAUGAAAGCAGCUAAGAAAACAGCACUGACACUGGAUGCAAGUUCAAAAGAUGAACCAUUAAUAACAGAAGAACAAAAUGAACUAGAUGAAGAAAAAUCUGAUCAAAGUGAGGCGGAUGUUGAGGAUAAUAUUGAUGUAGAACCUAAAGAUGUUUCAAAUAGAAUUGAUACAAAGUACAAAACAGUACAAAACAAUCAGUCUGUAAAUAAUGUUAAUGCAUCUGAGAAGAAUUCUUCUGAUAGCGACAAUAAAGAUCAGGAUGAUAUAAUGAUCUCUAUGGAAUAUUUUUCAUCUUUAACCCUGGAAGAUUGUGACCAGGUUGAAAACACUGAACAAAAUUGCACAAUUGAAUCAUGUAAUGGUGAAAAUUUAUGUAACGAACAGAUAAGUGAAAGCAAAGACAGUCUCUUCGAUGUGGAUCAAGACAGAAACAGAUCUCCAGAAGAGACUUCUUCUGUCAGCAGUGUGCCCGACAAAGACGAAACGCAAUUCGGAAGUCCCGAUUCGGGUAUCAGCAACAGUGAAAGUGAACGCACUUCAAAUCAUGAACAAUCCAGUCUCGCUACCAUAUCAUCCAAAACACUUGCUCCGCGUUAUCAUCCAGCAUCAAAUGAAUGUUCUGUUCUGUCCUGUUUAUAUCAGUUUACUGCUCCCGAACUCCUAAUGGGCAAUAAUAAGUUUGGCUGUGAAAACUGCACUCGUCUUAAAAACAGAAACAAAAUUUCUGACGAGAAGGUCACAACUGUUUUCAGUAAUGCCAGCAAACAGUUCCUGAUUUUGAGUCCUCCUGCCGUUCUGAUUUUACACUUAAAACGUUUCCAGCAGGUGGGCACAAAUCUUCGUAAAGUGAAUCGGCACGUCGAGUUUCCUCUCACAUUAGACUUGGCACCCUUCUGCAGUUCUGACAGUCAAAUCCUUCCUCAGCUAAGUAAAAAUCAAAAGGAAAUUCCCUAUUCCUUGUAUGGAGUAGUUGAACACAGUGGUCGUCUCACCGGCGGCCAUUACACUGCAUAUGUAAAAACGAGACACAAAGCAGCAACAAAAUUUGCAUCCUUCUUAAGGCACGAACCUCUCAAUCAGUCUGACAUUAUUACUUUAAUUAAGAACUUUGGCAAUACCACCUCCGAGAAUGAACCGGUUUUACACACCCUAGAAGACUAUGAAGAAAAAUGGUACUAUGUGAGUGACGGACAUGUUAAACUCUCCUCCGAAAGUCAGGUUCUAAGAAGUCAGGGAUAUCUUCUAUUUUACGAAAGGAUAGUUUGAUGAAGUCAUCAUGUAAAAUUGUAUUUUACGUAACUACAAUAUCAAUCAGGUUUCUGUAAAUGGAAUUAAAGGUAAAUAAAUUAAUUUGAGAGAGGUU
Molecule: messenger RNA, 2886 nt
Organism: Centruroides sculpturatus (bark scorpion)
Lineage: Eukaryota; Metazoa; Arthropoda; Arachnida; Scorpiones; Buthidae
Gene: Usp16-45
Product: ubiquitin carboxyl-terminal hydrolase 45-like
Exons: 18
Coding region: 246-2789 (847 amino acids)
Biological process (GO): protein deubiquitination
Molecular function (GO): cysteine-type deubiquitinase activity; zinc ion binding
Source: RefSeq, a predicted model, not a curated record